UCCUCAUCUCUUUAUUUAUUUAUUUUUUUUAUGAAAAUUCAAAAAGAAAUAAAAAUAAAAAGCAGUAAAAUACUAAAAUCUAUAUCCCUGUAAGCAGGCACUGGCUGAUUCACACAGAUCUGCACAUCCUUCGCCUCUAAAAAUUAUCUUUUGUUUCUCCUUGGUUCUCUCACGGACAGUCUUUACUCCCUAGCCACCAAAAUCACAAGUCCAUUUAAGGAUUGUGAAGAUUAAAUUGGAUGGAGGGAGUUGGGGCUGAGGGUGCCUCUGCGGCAUCACCUGUUGCGCAAUGGGGAAAUGAUGUUUGGAGGAUGUAUCAGUAUUAUCUUGAUAAGAGCACGCCACAUACGGUCCAUAGGUGGAUUGGGACUUUUGUUGUAAUGGCUAUCUACUGUUUGCGAGUUUAUUAUGUUCAAGGAUUUUACAUAAUUGCCUAUGGGCUUGGAAUAUACAUACUGAACUUGCUAAUUGGGUUUUUAUCACCUCUGGUUGAUCCUGAAAUUGAUCCUUCAGAUGGUCCUUUGCUGCCAACAAAGGGUUCUGAUGAAUUCAAGCCAUUCAUUCGCCGACUUCCUGAGUUCAAAUUCUGGUACUCCUUCACGAAAGCAUUCGUCAUCGCAUUUGUUAUGACCUUCUUUUCCAUGUUUGAUGUUCCUGUCUUUUGGCCUAUAUUACUCUGUUACUGGAUUGUUCUUUUUGUCCUUACAAUGAGGCGCCAAAUUGCACAUAUGAUCAAAUUCAAAUAUAUUCCAUUCAACGUUGGAAAGCAGAAGUAUGGUGGCAAGAAGUCUUCUGCAAGUAGCAGUGGCUCCCGUGGGGACUAAAGCCUGGAUGGUUGGUAGGCGCCUAGAAAAGGACCAGAUGGAAGUUAAAAUUUAGACAUGAAUAUUCAUGACAAUUGAUUUUUUUUUUUGUUUGAGGGACAUGCCUUUAUGUUGUGAUGGACUAAUAUGCACUUGCAAACAGAAAGUUCAAUUGUGCCUUGACAUUUUAUGAUGGCAGAGUGCUGAUGUUGCAGAAGUUAAACUUUAUUGUUUAUAUACCAAUUAAGAAGAUUCAUUUACGUUUCUGAGAA
Molecule: messenger RNA, 1075 nt
Organism: Populus nigra (black poplar)
Lineage: Eukaryota; Viridiplantae; Streptophyta; Magnoliopsida; Malpighiales; Salicaceae
Product: protein RER1A-like
Exons: 4
Coding region: 240-824 (194 amino acids)
Biological process (GO): retrograde vesicle-mediated transport, Golgi to endoplasmic reticulum; protein retention in ER lumen
Cellular component (GO): Golgi membrane
Source: RefSeq, a predicted model, not a curated record